AUGUCGCUCACUGACUCCUCCGCGGUUGACAUCGCGAGGACUGCGUCCUUAGCCUCUCGUCAACUCGCAACUUUGUCCACAAUUGACCGCAACGAUGCGUUGACAGCGCUUCACGAUGCUCUGUCGAGAAAUCGAGAAAUCAUCCUUGAUGCCAACGCAAGGGAUGUUGCGAUAGCAAGCCAAGCGGCUAAUAACGGCAGUCUCAGCCACAGUGUCCUCAAGAGGCUCGACCUGUCGAAACCUGGAAAAUAUGACGACAUGCUAAAGGGGAUUCUUAGUGUACGGGAUCUGGAAGACCCAGGUGUGUACAUGAAUUGGUCGAAUACACAUCAUACUAACGAGGCUAUCAGUGGGAAGAGUGACCCUGAGGACGCUACUGGACGAUGGUCUCAUCCUGGAGAGAGUGAGCUGUCCUAUUGGUGUCUUGCUGAUAAUAUUCGAGGCCCGUCCCGAGGUGAUCGCGAAUAUCGCGGCACUCUCCAUAAAAUCAGGAAAUGCUGCCAUUCUGAAAGGUACUUGUGCAUGAUUGAUAGCAAAUUCCACAUUGCUGACUUGAGUGAAGGUGGAAAGGAGUCAACCGAGUCCUUCAUCGCCAUAUCGAAAGUGAUAUCUGAAGCGAUCUCAAGAACACGCGUACCCGAGGCAUCAGUCCAGCUCGUUAAAACUAGAGACGUUGUUUCAUCACUUCUAGCGCAGGAUUCCUUGAUUGACCUGGUCAUACCCCGUGGUUCCAACGACCUUGUCAGAUUUGUCAAGGAGAACACCAAGAUUCCGGUUCUCGGUCACGCUGAUGGUCUUUGUUCUGCAUAUCUGCAUGCUGAUGCAGACCCAGCAAUUGCUGUCAAAGUCAUUGUCGAUUCUAAAACAGAUUAUCCCGCUGCUUGUAAUUCGUUGGAGUCUUUGUUGGUUCAUGAAGAUGCCCUUGGGACUGUAUUCCCCGGUGUCGCGCAAGCCCUUCUGGCCAAGGGAGUUCGUCUUCGUUGCGACAUUCAAUCGAAAUCUGCCCUCUUGAAAUAUAUAUCCUCCCCGUCCGCAAAUUUACUAGAGGAUGCAGUCGACUCUGAUUUCGACACUGAAUUUUUGGAUCUUGUCCUAGCUGUCAAGACCAUUCCUUCAACAACGUCACCAAUCUCAGCUGUCGAGAACGCGAUUUCCCAUAUUAACUCACAUUCGUCGAAACACACAGACCUAAUUGUGACAGAGUCGAAAGAUAUUGCCGAAUAUUUCAUGAGUGGUGUGGAUAGCGCUGGGGUUUUCUGGAAUGCAUCGACUAGAUUCGCAGAUGGAAUGAGGUUUGGGUUUGGCACCGAGGUUGGCAUCAGUACUAAUAAAAUCCAUACGCGAGGGCCUGUGGGUUUGGAUGGAUUGACCAUCUACAAGUAUCUGCUUAGGGGUCAGGGACACAGGGCAGGUGAUUAUUUCGAAGGAGAGGGAGGUAAAAAGUGGAAACAUGAGAAUCUAGCUAUUUAG
Messenger RNA from Aspergillus pseudoviridinutans, 1470 nucleotides. RefSeq names its product glutamate-5-semialdehyde dehydrogenase. The record is from RefSeq and is a predicted model, not a curated record. The transcript has a single exon. NCBI's taxonomy places the organism in Eukaryota, Fungi, Ascomycota, Eurotiomycetes, Eurotiales, Aspergillaceae. Gene Ontology annotation, molecular function: glutamate-5-semialdehyde dehydrogenase (NADP+) activity. Bases 1 to 1470 code for a protein of 489 amino acids.